AUGCCGGUGUCAAGAAUGCGCAUGAGGCCCUGGCUGGAAAUGCAGAUCAAUUCCAAUCAAAUCCCUGGGCUGAUAUGGAUUAACAAGGAUAAGAGAAUGUUCCAAAUCCCCUGGAAACACGCAGCUAAGCAUGGCUGGGACAUGGAGAAGGAUGCCUGCCUUUUCAGGAACUGGGCCAUUCAUACAGGGCGAUAUAAAGUAGGGGAGAAGGACCCUGAUCCCAAAACCUGGAAGGCAAACUUCCGCUGCGCCAUGAAUUCGCUGCCUGACAUCGAGGAGGUGAAAGACAAAAGCAUCAACAAAGGCUCCAGUGCUGUCAGGGUGUACAGGAUGUUGCCACCCUUGACAAAGGAUCAGAAGAAAGAAAGGAAGUCAAAAUCUUCAAGAGAAGCAAGAAGCAGGAGCAAGAGAAAGUUGCAUGAAGAUGUGAAGAUAGAGGAGUCAGCAGAAACGCUAACCAACACUUCUCUGCCAGAUGACCACAGCAGCUACACUGUUCAUGACUACACAGGACAGGAAGUGGAGGUGGAGAGCGGCUCCAUCAACCUAGACCUCUCCUCGUGCGAGGUGAGCGGCUCCUUGACUGACUGGAGGCCAUCGAUGGAAAUCACCAUGGCUGACAGCACCAACGACCUCUACCACCUCCAGGUGUCUCCUCUGGCUUCGUCCUCAGAAGUCACAGAUGAAGAUGAGGAGGAAAUGAAAUCAGAGAUCUUUAAGCUGCUUGAGCCAGCCCAAGACUGGCAUGCCACCAGUGUUGGGGGGAAAGGCUUCCUCAUCAACGAGCUGGGCACGCAGAGCAUGUGCAGCACCUACAGCUACAAGGAGCAGGAUGUGGAGAUCGACACAACUUCAGGAGAGCUGGAGUUGAGGCUCCUCGACCAGAAAAACAUCCUAGACUUCCCCUGGUUCGAGACCGUGAGACCUACCAUGCAAGUCAUUCCCUGUGGCUUGUAAAGCUUACUCCAGCCAUGAACUGCUCCUAGGUAGAAACUUGGCCAAGCCUGAAGGGAAUGGAAGAAGUUGUUUGUUACUGACCCAAGGAAGAAAGUAGCUUUUAUAUUCCGUUUUAACUCCUAAGCCUGGAAAGG
Molecule: messenger RNA, 1091 nt
Organism: Dryobates pubescens (Downy woodpecker)
Lineage: Eukaryota; Metazoa; Chordata; Aves; Piciformes; Picidae
Gene: IRF1
Product: interferon regulatory factor 1
Exons: 9
Coding region: 1-957 (318 amino acids)
Biological process (GO): immune system process; regulation of transcription by RNA polymerase II
Cellular component (GO): nucleus
Molecular function (GO): DNA-binding transcription factor activity, RNA polymerase II-specific; RNA polymerase II cis-regulatory region sequence-specific DNA binding
Source: RefSeq, a predicted model, not a curated record